UCGCUGAAAAUAGGCCGACAUUAAUUCACAUUCACAAGUUAGAGAUUUCAAUUGUUUCAUACAUGUUUGCUAGAAUCUAAAUCUUAAGCAAUAGUAUUUUCUCGGACUCCGAGUUUGAGAACUGCUGCUCCAGUUUCCCGAUUUCCAUCAUGUCGGAUAACAGUGUCUCGCUACAAUCUCCCGCCACAAUGCCCAACCAGACGGGCACACCCGGCGAUCAGCGGGUCAAGUUCCUGGUCAACAGUGAGCUCCUUUCGGAUGUCACGUUUUCGGUCGGCCAGAGCGGCGGUGGUGGUACCCUAAUCUACGGUCAUCGGUUCCCACUGGCCGCGGCUAGCGAUGUCUUCUACGAGAUGUUCACACGGGAAAACGGAGGGAAUGGGGAACCGAUUGGGGUGCCCGAUAUGGAACCGGAUACGUUUUUGGAGAUGCUCAAGUUUGUGUACUACGACAAUCCCACUUUGAGGGAGGACAAUCUGGUGGAACUGUACUAUGCCGCCGUUAAGUAUAACUUGAGUGGACUGAGGAGUCGCUGCCAGAGGUUUGUGUGCCAAGAGGAAGCUUCGGUGGUGAAAGUUUUUACGGCCAAUGUGAAGCAUGGGUUCGAAGAACUGAACAAGGUAUGUCUGAAGACGAUCUGUGCCAAUCCGUUGGUGAUAUUCAGAAGUUCGGACUUUUUGGAACUGCCGCUGGAAUUGGUGGAGAGAAUUGCUAGUCAAAGAAAGUUGCGAUGUAACGAUGAUCAGCUGAUGGAUGCGUUGAAGAGGUGGACCCAACAUCAAGACGGGAUGGCCAAUCGACAGGAAGCGCUUGCUAGGUUGAAACAGCAGGUUCAGAAACAGCAAGAACUCAACAGGGACUAUCAGUGCAGAAAAUGGCUGUUCUUCGGACCCAUCUGCUACACGGUCGAUGCAUGCAAGGGUACAUUCCACGUGACAGCCGUAAAGAAUGUUGGUCUCUACGGAGUCGGAAUCUAUGUGGGCUGCCACGACAACGAAAUGCCAGUUGCAAUUUCCAUCCUGGUCAUGAGUGGCGACAAGAUGAUCAGAAGGUGGCAAGCAAACGUUCCGAUCAAGGAAGAUAUCUACGUGUAUGACUGUAUGUUUGAAAGAGUCUCGCUUUGUGCCAAUGCCAAGGUGACGAUAAUUUGCGAUGGGCCACGAAAGACGGAAGGCCCUCUGAAGAAAUUUACCUUCUGGAAUCGAGGCUUCACGUGGACCGGAGACAACUCGGUUCUAAAAGUGGAGGACGAUCGUAACUAUGAGCAUACAGCUAUCGCUUACAUUCUCUAUCAAACAAAAGACUUUAAUGAUUCAAUUUAA
Aedes albopictus (Asian tiger mosquito) is the source of this 1322-nucleotide messenger RNA. Its product is annotated as BTB/POZ domain-containing protein 3-like. The coding region runs from base 150 to 1322 and encodes 390 amino acids. Gene Ontology annotation, molecular function: protein binding. The transcript has a single exon. Lineage: Eukaryota; Metazoa; Arthropoda; Insecta; Diptera; Culicidae. The record is from RefSeq and is a predicted model, not a curated record. Gene Ontology annotation, biological process: neurogenesis. Gene Ontology annotation, cellular component: cytosol.